GAAGCAAAAGAAUGUUACGCCCAAAAAUCCCAUUUCUUUCUUGGUUGGCCUAACCCAACCGGUGAUUUCCGACAAGUCUUUCUUCAUUUUUAGAACAAGAAAUUUUUAGAGCAAGAAAGCAGAACCGAAAGAAAAUAAUAUUCAAUUUCUAUGACAAAUCUGGUCCGAUGGCUGUUCUCCACUAACCACAAGGAUAUAGGGACUUUAUAUUUCAUCUUCGGUGCCAUUGCUGGAGUGAUGGGCACAUGCUUCUCAGUACUGAUUCGUAUGGAAUUAGCACGACCGGGCGAUCAAAUUCUUGGUGGGAAUCAUCAACUUUAUAAUGUUUUAAUAACGGCUCACGCUUUUUUAAUGAUCUUUUUUAUGGUUAUGCCGGCGAUGAUAGGUGGAUCUGGUAAUUGGUCUGUUCCGAUUCUGAUAGGUGCACCUGACAUGGCAUUUCCACGAUUAAAUAAUAUUUCAUUCUGGUUGUUGCCACCAAGUCUCUUACUCCUAUUAAGCUCAGCCUUAGUGGAAGUGGGUAGCGGCACUGGGUGGACGGUCUAUCCGCCCUUAAGUGGUAUUACCAGCCAUUCUGGAGGAGCAGUUGAUUCAGCAAUUUCUAGUCUUCAUCUAUCUGGUGUUUCAUCCAUUUUAGGUUCUAUCAAUUUUAUAACAACUAUCUCCAACAUGCGUGGACCUGGAAUGACUAUGCAUAGAUCACCCCUAUUUGUGUGGUCCGUUCUAGUGACAGCAUUCCCACUUUUAUUAUCACUUCCGGUACUGGCAGGGGCAAUUACCAUGUUAUUAACCGAUCGAAACUUUAAUACAACCUUUUUUGAUCCCGCUGGAGGGGGAGACCCCAUAUUAUACCAGCAUCUCUUUUGGUUCUUCGGUUUUAAAUGGCCCUUUUCAGAUGAAAAUCUGAAUACGCAUUGCGCUGUAUGCUGGGACUGUCUGCUUAAUGGUACUCCUACUAUGUGAAUAAGUGGUUUUCUAGUAAAACCCCGAUCUAGUAAAAAUGGAGUAUCUAAGACACAAUCAGCAGGUAACCAACGACAUAAAAGCAGUCUAGUAGGAACCUCAGAGACUACAUGCGCAACAACUUAUCCUAAAUCCUUCUGUGAGUGGCUAGCUGGAAUUAUCGAUGGUGAUGGAAGUAUUCAAGUUAGUAAACAAGGAUAUACUUCUCUUGAAAUUACUAUAGGACUUGAAGAUCUACCACUACUACGAUAUAUCCAACAUAUGCUUGGUGGAAGUAUUAAAAUGCGAUCAGGUGCUAAAGCUUAUCGUUAUCGACUACAUAAUAAACUUGGUAUGAUUAAACUAAUGAAUUGUAUUAAUGGUCAUAUUCGACAUUCAGCACGACUACUUCAACUACAUCGUGUCUGUCAAGUACUGAUAUCCCUGUAAUUCUACCUAUUACACUAGAUGCUCAAUCAAAUUGGUUUGCAGGAUUCUUUGAUGCUGAUGGUACCAUUGGUAUCGCUAUGAAGAAUCAACUACCUCAACUAAGUAUUCGAGUAACUAAUAAACUUCUACAAGAUGUAGAGUCUUAUAAGGUAGUAUUUGGAGGAAAUAUCUACUUUGAUAGUAGUCAAAAUGGUUACUAUCAAUGGUCUGUACAAAGUCGAAAAGAUGUUAUCAUGAUGCUAGAUUACUUUAAAUCAAGUACUUUCCGAAGUCAUAAAUCACGACGAUUCUUCCUUAUUGAGGAAUAUUACAGUCUUUACGAUCUCAAAGCAUUUAAACCUGACAGUAUUCACCAUAAAGCAUGGCUAGCUUUCCUAGACAAAUGGAAUAAGUUGAUGAUAUAGUCCACCUUUCUUCUAUUCAUCCGCAACUAUUAGUAGAAGAGAGAAG
This is a messenger RNA of Hevea brasiliensis (rubber tree), 1842 nucleotides long. Its product is annotated as cytochrome c oxidase subunit 1-like. The transcript has a single exon. Gene Ontology annotation, cellular component: membrane. Bases 151 to 963 code for a protein of 270 amino acids. NCBI's taxonomy places the organism in Eukaryota, Viridiplantae, Streptophyta, Magnoliopsida, Malpighiales, Euphorbiaceae. Gene Ontology annotation, molecular function: heme binding; cytochrome-c oxidase activity. The record is from RefSeq and is a predicted model, not a curated record. Gene Ontology annotation, biological process: electron transport coupled proton transport; mitochondrial electron transport, cytochrome c to oxygen.